Messenger RNA from Knipowitschia caucasica, 486 nucleotides. NCBI's taxonomy places the organism in Eukaryota, Metazoa, Chordata, Actinopteri, Gobiiformes, Gobiidae. The record is from the annotation of a GenBank genome assembly.
AUGAGCGAGACGAGAGAGAUGAGCGAGACGAGAGAGAGGGGCGAGACGAGAGAGAUGAGCGAGACGAGAGGGAUGAGCAAGACGAGAGAGAUGAGCGAGACGAGAGGGAUGAGCGAGACGAGAGAGAUGGGCGAGACGAGAGUCAUGAGCGAGACGAGAGAGAUGAGCGAGACGAGAGAGAUGAGCGAGACGAGAGGGAUGAGCGAGACGAGAGGGAUGAGCGAAAUGAGGGAGAUGAGAGAUGAGCGAGACGAGAGAGAUGAGCGAGACGAGAGGGAUGAGCGAGACGAGAGAGAUGAGCGAGACGAGAGAGAUGAGCGAGACGAGAGAGAUGAGCGAGACGAGAGAGAUGAGCGAGACGAGAGAGAUGAGCGAGACGAGAGUCAUGAGCGAGACGAGAGAGAUGAGCGAGACGAGAGAGAUGAGCGAGACGAGAGGGAUGAGCGAGACGAGAGGGAUGAGCGAAAUGAGGGAGAUGAGAGAUGA